Molecule: messenger RNA, 934 nt
Organism: Cercospora beticola
Lineage: Eukaryota; Fungi; Ascomycota; Dothideomycetes; Mycosphaerellales; Mycosphaerellaceae
Source: RefSeq, a predicted model, not a curated record
AUGUACGAGCGCCAAGCAGACAUUCAUCAAGAACGGAUCGCAUACCUCGAGACAGUCCGACAGCAGGGUGGAAAAGUUAUGCUGGUGCCAGCACGAACUACUCCCGACGCUUCCGCUCCCUGCGGCGCUCUAUCGGCCAAUGGCCCACUCUCAUCCCUCUCGAGCCAAGUGGAAGAGUACAUAAUUGUCAACGAUACCGACCUCGUGGACGAUGGCGUUCGAUCAUGUUGGUUCUUCUUGAAGAAAUUUGCGCCUUCGCCAAAUGAUUCGACGGAGCUCACACAUUACGUCGUACAAUGUAUCUACGACAACAACAAACCCAUCGUUGAAACUAUGUUUCGUCGACCAGAUGAAGUCUUCCCUCCGGGCGGCCAUUUACACACUGCACUCCUGCUGCAAGGCGACAAGCAGAAUUUCAAAUUUUGUAUGCGGAGACGAGGCGAAGGGAGCAUUUUCCAGGAGCCGGAGGAUGGGACGUGGGAAAUACCGACUAAAGAUUCCAAGAAAAAAGAGUGGUCUCCCAGGACUUUUGAGUUUGAAGGAAGAUACUUUGUCUGGGAGAAUGAGGAUGGCAAGGACACUGGGCUAUUGAGUAAGAAGUGGGGUUUUGAGACACUUUAUGAGACGAUGCAGUCCGCAGAUGAGGAUGGAGAGAUUGUGGGGGAGAAAUUGGCUUGGGGCAAGAUAGGUGGGAGAGGAAAAGGGAUAUGGACGAUCUGGGUCAAGGAGGGAUUGGCGCUGAAGCUGAAAGAACAGAUCUUGGCUACUCAGGUCAGUAGGCUGAUGAGGUGGAGUAUGCCACCGAAGAAGGAUCUGGCGGGUGUGGAGAAGGGAGCGAUUGCUUUGACAGCGGCGACCGGGUUGGUUGCUUUGGGGAGUUUGUUGGGCUGAGGACAUUAGAAAGUGAGUGUUGUAGCUGACUGAUCAAGCAUGC